This is a messenger RNA of Adineta steineri, 1953 nucleotides long. NCBI's taxonomy places the organism in Eukaryota, Metazoa, Rotifera, Eurotatoria, Adinetida, Adinetidae. The record is from the annotation of a GenBank genome assembly.
AUGGAUAUCAAUAGAGUAAGUAACGGUGGUAUUUAUAAACCAAUAAUUCUUACUGAUGCUGUACCUUCAACAUCAUCAACUAUUGGACAUCUUAUAAAUAAUCCUAUUGAUGAUUAUCAACCUCCAUCUGCUCGUGAUAGUGGUUGUUAUUCAUCUACAGCUGAUGAAUUGCAUUUAAUGCAAUCACAAUUAUCUAGUCCAAAUCAUGGUACAAAACAACAGUAUCAAUCAAAACAAAAAAAAACACAAGUACAACAGAAUGAUAAUAAUAAUACCAAUAAUAAUAAUAAUAGAACUAUUACUACAUCAAGACAUGAACCAUUAGAUAAAGUUGUAAUAAAUAUAAGUGGUUUACGUUUUGAAACUCGUGCAUCAACUUUACAACGUUAUCCACAUACAUUACUUGGUGAUAAACAACGUCGUGCACAUUUUUUUGAUUAUAUGAAUAAUGAAUAUUUUUUUGAACGACAUCGUUCAUCAUUUGAAGCUGUACUUUAUUUUUAUCAGAGUGGUGGUCGUCUUGCACGACCAGAAAAUAUUUCAGCAGAAAUUUUUCUAGAAGAAAUUAAAUUUUUUGAUCUUGGUGAUGAAGUACUUAAACGUUAUCGAAAACAGGAAGGUUAUGUUGAAGAAAUUCCUGUACAACGACCAAUCAAUGAUCUUCAACGUACUAUUUGGGAAAUAUUUGAAUGUCCAGAAUCAUCCAAUACAGCACGUGUUGUUGCUAUUAUAUCAAUUGUUAUGAUUAUUAUAUCAAUAGCAUCAUUUAUUAUUGAAACACUCCCAUAUAUACGUAAUGAUGCACCAGUAUCAUUAGAUCAUAAUGUAAAUACUACACAACAAAUACAUUCAUUAGCAUCAAAUAAUGAAACAAGAUUUUUUUGGUUAUUUUUUAUUCUUGAAACAAUAUGUGUUGCUUGGUUUUCAUUUGAAUUUAUAUGUCGAUUUUUGGUUGCACCGUCCAAAUUUGCUUUUAUUAAAAAUGGCCCGAAUAUUAUUGAUGUUGUAUCAAUAAUACCAUAUUUUAUACAAUUAAUUGGAUUAAUUUAUCAAAAAAAAGAUAGCAAUGUAUCGGGGUUUUCAUCAACAUUAACUGUAUUGAGAAUUGUUCGACUUGUUCGAGUUUUUCGAAUAUUCAAAUUAUCAAGACAUUUUAAGGGUCUACAAGUGCUUGCCUUGACAUUUUUAGCGUCAUGGAAAGAAUUAUUGUUAUUAAUGUUCUUUCUUUUUAUUAUUGUUAUUGUCUUUUCAUCAUUUAUGUAUUUUGUUGAAGCUGAUUAUUCAAAUAUAUCACAAGUAAAAACACCAAAUCAAUUAUCAUCAUCAUCAUCUGUAUCAUGUCCUCCUUCAUCUAUGAAUUGUCUUUCACAUUGUGAUCACAAUUAUACUACAACACAACAAUCAAAUAAUCAAUUUGCAUCCAUUCCUGAUUCAUUUUGGUUUUCUAUAAUAACAAUGACAACUGUUGGUUACGGAGAUUAUGUACCACGUACAACAUUAGGUAAGGUUAUUGGUGCAGCAUGUGCAAUAACGGGUGUAUUAACAAUUGCAUUACCAGUACCUAUAAUUGUAUCUAAUUUUACAUAUUUUUAUCAACGACAAAUGGAAGAUAAUGAACGACAAUAUCAAGCGAGACAAAAAGCACAAGCAGCAACUCAAUUAGCUUUAGAAAGACGUCGUUUAUAUUCAUUAAGUGAAAAAGAAGGUGGACCUGAAAUAAAUGAAUGGGAAGCAACAUUAAAUGAACCUGAUUAUUCCGAUUAUAGAGAAAUAACGCAUGCUAUGACAAAACGUUUAGUUCACAAUGCAUAUUUUAAAGCAUUUCGUGGUUCAAAAAAAAUAUCACCAACAAUGCGUAAUCAAAAAUUACCACCUGCAGCACCAGCACGUCACUUAACUCAAAGAAUUUAUCAAAUAACUGAUGAUAAACAUGAAACAGAUUUUAUGUGUUAA